Molecule: messenger RNA, 373 nt
Organism: Staurois parvus
Lineage: Eukaryota; Metazoa; Chordata; Amphibia; Anura; Ranidae
Source: the annotation of a GenBank genome assembly
UUGCAUUUUUAUGUUCUGUGUAUUGUGGGAGAGCAGAUAUAGUGAAUGCAGGGUCCGGGGAGAGCAGAUAUAGUGAAUGCAGGGUCCGGGGAGAGCAGAUAUAGUGAAUGCAGGGUCCGGGGAGAGCAGAUAUAGUGAAUGCAGGGUCCGGGGAGAGCAGAUAUAGUGAAUGCAGGGUCCGGGGAGAGCAGAUAUAGUGAAUGCAGGGUCCGGGAGAGCAGAUAUAGUGAAUGCAGGGUCCCGGGGAGAGCAGAUAUAGUGAAUGCAGGGUCCGGGGAGACCAGAUAUAGUGAAUGCCGGAGUUUUAGGAACACAUUAAGGGAGAUUUGAGGCCCAGGGAAUUCAUAUAUUGAACACAAAGCAGGUGCUAAAC